GCAGGCCUGGACUGGUCUUGUAUGUGUGAGUAACUUGGCAUUUUUGUACGUUGAAAACGUGUUUUUUAUGAGAUAUAUAAAACUCCGCCCAUCGAACAUUCAGUUCAGCCAGUAAGUGAGGAAAUGCGGUCCAAAAGAGAAACUGAAACUUAACGGUCCUUUCAAUAACGGAGGAGAAAGAAUCCCCAGGAAAAAAGGAAUUAAAUUAAAUGUAAAACGGAGUAAACAGUCUGUUGUGGAGUGGAACUGAGGUCUGCCAAUUUGGGUCAGAAUCCACUUGUGAAUCUGAUCAGGUGUGUUCAGGUGUCCUGAGACAGGGGGCGCUGUUUCUAAAAUGAGUUCCUCAGAGGAGGCCGAGACUGACGAUGGAACCCACGGCCCUGCGAGAGAGAGGGUUCGGGUAGAGAGGGCAGGGUCAUCUGUACCCAGCUAUCUGUCUAUGAAGAGUGACUGUUCAAUUGAUAUUCCAAUCAACUUGAGAGGAGAGUUCAGAGGUGAUCAAAGGGUUCGGGUAGAGAGGGCAGGGUCAUCUGUACCCAGCUAUCUGUCUAUGAAGAGUGACUGUUCAAUUGAUAUUCCAAUCAACUUGAGAGGAGAGUUCAGAGGUGAUCAAAGGAUUCCCUGCUCACUGUUUUUACGUCGUAUAGACGAGGAGAGUUCAGAGAAACUUUCCCCCUUAAAACAGUCUCUUCUGCGCACUCUGAUGAAGCUGAAGAAGACUGAAAAGUUGACACUGUUUCAGAGCCAUCUGAGUCAGGUUUGCCCAGAAUGCUUACAUAGUCUUCCUGAAGAUCCUUCUGUACUGGAUAAGCUUAUGAAUAUCAAGGAAGUGUUCAAGAGUCAUCAAAUUGAUGAUUACCCAGAAUGCACUGAGAGAGGGCAGGAGGAUCCUGAGGCCCUGAACAUAGUUGAGAAGAUGCUGGAGACCUGUGGCAUUGAGGGGUCUCUGAAGAUCACACUCCAUAUCCUGAGGAACAUGAAGAAGAAGGAUGUCACUGACCCACUGGAGAGAGAUGAGCAGCACAAUGAAUUCAAAGAAAGAGCCCAGCAGGCACUGAAAACUCAUCUGAAGAAGAGGUUUGAAUGUAUAUUUGAAGGUUUAGCAAAGCAGGGCCACCAGACCCUCCUCAAUGAGAUCUAUACAGAGCUCUACAUCACAGAGGGGGGAAGUAGGGGGGUCAAUGAUGAACAUGAGAUCAGACAGAUUGAGAUAGCAUCGAAGAGACAAACCACACAUGAGACCGCAAUCAUCUGCAAUGACAUCUUUAAGCCUUCACCUGGACAAGAGAAACCAAUCAGAACUGUGCUUACAAAGGGCAUCGCUGGCAUUGGGAAAACAGUCUCUGUGCAGAAGUUCAUUCUGGACUGGGCAGAUGGAAAAGCCAAUCAGGACAUUGAUUUCAUCUUCACUCUUCCUUUCCGAGAUCUGAAUCUGAAAAAGGAGAGAGAAUUUAGUCUCAUGGAACUUCUGCAGCACUACUAUCCACAACUGAAAGAGAUCAAAAGUUUUGAAGAUGAUGAAGUCAAAGUUGUGUUCAUCUUUGAUGGUCUGGAUGAGUGUCGACUUCCUCUAGAUUUCCAAAGAAAUGAGAUUUGCUGUGAUAUAACAGAGUCAUCAUCAUUGGAUGUGCUGCUGACCAACCUCAUUAAGGGGAAUCUGCUUCCCUCUGCCCUCCUCUGGAUCACCUCCCGACCAGCAGCAGCCAAUCAGAUCCCUCCUGAGUGCGUCCACCAGGUGACAGAGGUACGAGGAUUCAAUGACCCACAGAAGGAGGAGUACUUCAGGAAGAGAAUCAGAGAUCGGAACAAGGCCAGCAAAAUUAUCUCACACAUAAAGUCAUCCAGGAGUCUCUACAUCAUGUGUCACAUACCAGUCUUCUGCUGGAUUUCUGCCACUGUACUGGAGACAAUGUUGGGUAAAGUACGCAAUAGAAAAAUGCCCAAAACUCUGACUGAAAUGUACACACACUUCCUGCUCAUUCAGACUAAUGUGAAGAAUGAGAAGUAUCAUGGCACCAAUGAGGCAACCCCAAAGAAAAAGUCAGCAUCAAAUACAGAAAUCAUCCUGAACCUGGGGAACCUGGCUUUACUACAGCUGGAAAGGGGCAAUCUGAUAUUCUAUGAAGAGGACCUGAGAGAAAGUGGCAUUGAUGUCAGUGAAGCUUCAGUGUACUCUGGGGUGUGCACAGAGAUCUUUAAAGAGGAGUGUGGGUUGGGUGAGAAGAAGGUCUACUGCUUUGUGCAUCUGAGCAUUCAGGAGUAUCUGGCUGCCUUGUUUGUGUUUCAUUCAUGUGUGAAUGAGAACAGAAAUGUACUCAGAGCAGAAGAAUCAAAACCUUGCAGUGACAGAGUGCAGCUGUCUGAGUUACACACGACUGCAGUGGAUCAGGCCUUAGGGAGUAAGAAUGGACACCUGGACCUUUUCCUCAGAUUCCUUCUAGGCCUCUCUCUGGACUCCAUUCAGACUCUAUUAGGAGGAAUACUGACACAGACAGGAAGCAGAUCACCUACAGGAAGCAGAUCAGAGAGCAUUGACAAAACAGUAUUGUACAUAAAGGAGAGGAUCAAAAAAGAAUCUUCAGCAGAGAGGACCAUAAAUCUUUUCCACUGUCUCAAUGAACUGAAUGACAACUCUCUAGUGAAGGAAAUCAGGAAUUUCCAGAGAUCAGGAAAACUCUCUAAUGAAAAGCUGGAACCACACCAAUGUUCAGCCAUGGCCUUUAUGUUACUGAUGUCAGAGGAGGUCCUAGAUGAGUUUGACUUGAAGACCUACAAAACAUCAGCAGCAGGUUAUGAGAGACUGCUAUCAGUAGUCGGGAACUGCAGGAAGGCCAUACUAUACAGCUGUGGCCUCACAGAGACAUCCUGUGAAAUUGUGGCCUCUGCUCUCCAGUCAUCAAACUCACCCCUGAGAGAUCUGGACCUCAGCAACAAUAACCUGGGAGAUUCAGGAGUGAAGCUGCUCUGUGCUGGACUGAUGAGUCCAAACUGUAAACUACAGACACUGGGACUAUACAGCAGUGGCCUCACAGAGAUGUCCUGUGAAAUUGUGGCCUCUGCUCUCCAGUCAUCAGACUCGCCCCUGAGAGAUCUGGACCUCAGCUGCAAUAGCCUGGGAGAUUCAGGAGUGAAGCUGCUCUGUGCUGGACUGAUGAGUCUAAACUGUAAACUACAGACACUGGGGUCUCCAAACUGGUCGCGUAAACCUGCCACGAAAUCUGACAGUGAUCGCAGCAUAUCCACAGCCGUAACAAGAUCCACAUCUACCUUCUGGAGGAUAGUACUCGUUUUGUGUAAUCUCACAGAUGGAUGCUGUGAUGUUCUGGCCUCAGUCCUGCGCUCUCCUCACUCAGAGCUGAGAGAUCUGGAGCUCAGAGACAAUGAGCUGCAGGAUUCAGGAGUGAGAGCGCUCUCUGCUGGACUGGAGGACCCACACUGUAAAGUGCAGAGACUGGGACUGUCAGGCUGUAGAGUCACACAGAGAGGCUGUGAUUCUCUGGCUUCAGCUCUGUGUUCAAACCCCUCACACCUGAGAGAGCUGGACCUGAGAUACAAUCACCCAGGAGACUCAGGAGUGAGAGCGCUGUCUGCUGCUAAACUGGACACACUCACACUGCUUGUGGACCAUGGAGGAGAGAACAGGACCAAACCAGGACCCAGGAAAUAUGGCUGUCAGCUCACACUGGAUCCAAACACAGCGCACAGAAACCUGUCUCUGUCUGAGGGGAACAGGAGGGUGACACACACACCGGGGAGAGCGGAGCCAUAUCCUGAUCAUCCAGAGAGAUUUGAGUGCUGGACCCAGGUUGUGUGCAGAGAGAGUGUGUGUGAGCGCUGCUACUGGGAGGCUGAAUUCAGUGUGUCUGAGGGGGGGGGAUGGGUUUAUAUAGCAGUGACAGAUAAAGGAAUCAGCAGGAAAGGAUGGGAUUCUGACUCUGGGUUUGGACAGAAUAAAAACUCCUGGAGUCUGCGGUGCUUUAAUGAUUACGGCCGCUCUGAUAAACUCAGUUACUCUGUCUGGCACAAUAAGAACCGAACAGACCUACCUGCCCUCACCUCCCCCUACCGCAGAGCAGGAGUGUGUGAUGAUGAUGAUGCUGGUAAAGGAGUGUGUGUGUACAGGGUAGGAGUGCGUGUGGACCGUCCAACCGGCACUCUGUCCUUCUACAGCGUCUCUGAC
This is a messenger RNA of Anguilla anguilla (European eel), 4180 nucleotides long. Its product is annotated as NACHT, LRR and PYD domains-containing protein 3-like. Gene Ontology annotation, molecular function: protein binding. Lineage: Eukaryota; Metazoa; Chordata; Actinopteri; Anguilliformes; Anguillidae. The record is from RefSeq and is a predicted model, not a curated record. The transcript is spliced from 15 exons. The annotation marks the transcript as partial.